CUGAGCGUCGGUCGGCUCCGAGCAGCCGUCCCCGUAGAAAGGACGCCCGAGUGCCAACAAGUGGUUUGGCACUGCUGCCUUCCAGCCCCGGUUGCUUUCUCAUUUCUUCCCCUUCCCUUUUUGUUCCGCACCCCCUUGUAACCUGCUUCUGCCAGAUCAUUUUCACAUUCUGUUCUCUAGGAAGUGAAAACCAGAGGCAUGGCUUUCACACCUACCUGCUCACAGCACGCAGGGCUGUAACUCGCCAUCUCCUCGGGGGUGCGCGGAGAAGGUGACCUGCCACUCGUGUGGUGUCACUUGGAGCCGCUCCUCCAUCCAGGCUGAGUUCCAUCUCAAAAAAACAUAUAGCUAGAGGUUCUUCCCAGCUCCCAGUUAUCUUUUCUGUGAAUGAGCCUGUAAGAGCAGCAAACAAAAUAGUUGGCAUCUGUAAAGGACGCGAUUUGCAAAGGCAUGGUAAUGAUGCUUUGUGAAGAUCUGCAAAAAGUAAACAGAAAAGAAUAACUCAUAAACUGUUGCCAGUGCCUGGGCAUUGUAAAAACGGGAAGUGUGUCUCUAACCUAUAGUAGUCUGCAAUUUCGAGUAAUAGUUGCAAAACUCGGUUACCUUACUGCGAGUUACGGUGUGACCAGGGGAACUAAGACUAAGAGGUGGUUUUACACUUGAAAUCUUUGCAUUUUAAUGCACUUUAGAAAGGAGAGCUGUGUUGUCUAAUAUGCCCCAAAGCUGUGCUACUGGUUGGAAGUGGCAUACUCUGAUAUAUUUAUUUCUUAAGAGAAUCCAGUAUGUAGGUGUAGGAUACUUACACUAAGUUUGGUUUGUUUUUUUUAACUACAACUUGUUCAAAGGUAUUUUGCCAGAUUUCUGUGUGAAAGCAUCUAAUAAAAGCGAGACUGCUCGAAAGCAACUAAAUGCCUUUCUUUCCUCGUCCUCAGUUGCUCCAUUAUGGGGCUGGCUUUCAGGAUUUUGAUCUUCUCACAGCAGAAGAGGCAGAAGGCAACUGAUGGAGUUAUUUCUGCAAGGGUCACAGGAAGAGGAACUUCUGGAUUAGAUGUUUCAGUGUGAUAUUUCUGAAUUUUUAACAUUUAUUAAAGAUAGAAUGUAUCGGGAGAAACAAACACUUGCAGUACUGCCUGAAACUGUGGUUUUUGAGACAUCAUGUUUCUUAAGUUUCCUUCCCUCUUAUUUUCAGAUCAAAAAUGUUCAAAACAGGAAGUUUGACUUGUACCUUUUAUUUUGUAAGACUUUUCCUUACUUAGUUGAGACAACUGGGCUGUUAGCAUUUGUUGCUAAAAUCUUAACUCUGUGAUUCAGCAUCGCUGAAUUGCUUGCAGCUCUUGUUUGAAGGUUAUUUGUCAUUUAUAAUGUUAAAUGUUUCCUCCCUUUUUCUUUCCUAAUAGCCAUGGCAAUGACAGGCCCAACACCAUGCUCAUCCAUGAGUAAUCACACCAAGGAGCGAGUUACAAUGACAAAGGUGACAUUAGAAAACUUCUACAGCAAUCUCAUCGCACAGCAUGAAGAACGAGAGAUGAGACAAAAGAAGCUAGAACAAAUGAUGGAAGAAGAAGGCUUGAAAGAUGAAGAGAAAAGAAUCAGGAGGUCAGCACAUGCGCAAAAGGAAACAGAGUUUCUUCGCCUAAAGAGAACAAGGCUUGGUUUGGAAGACUUUGAGUCUUUAAAAGUAAUAGGCAGAGGGGCUUUUGGAGAGGUGCGACUUGUCCAGAAGAAAGAUACGGGGCAUGUUUAUGCAAUGAAAAUACUACGUAAAGCUGAUAUGCUUGAAAAAGAGCAGGUUGGCCAUAUUCGUGCGGAGCGGGACAUUCUAGUGGAGGCAGACAGUUUGUGGGUUGUGAAAAUGUUCUAUAGUUUUCAGGACAAGCUAAACCUCUACCUUAUCAUGGAGUUCCUGCCUGGAGGUGAUAUGAUGACACUGUUGAUGAAAAAAGACACUCUAACAGAAGAGGAGACACAGUUCUACAUAGCUGAGACUGUGCUAGCCAUUGAUUCUAUUCAUCAGCUGGGUUUUAUCCAUCGGGACAUAAAACCAGACAACCUUCUUCUGGACAGCAAGGGCCACGUGAAACUCUCAGAUUUUGGUCUGUGUACUGGACUAAAGAAAGCCCACAGAACAGAAUUUUACAGAAACUUGAACCAUAGUCUUCCUAGUGACUUCACUUUCCAGAACAUGAAUUCCAAAAGGAAAGCAGAGACUUGGAAGAGAAAUAGACGGCAGUUGGCUUUUUCUACAGUGGGUACUCCGGAUUACAUUGCCCCUGAAGUUUUCAUGCAGACCGGAUACAACAAGCUUUGUGACUGGUGGUCACUUGGGGUCAUCAUGUACGAGAUGUUGAUCGGUUAUCCACCAUUCUGUUCUGAGACUCCUCAGGAAACAUAUAAGAAAGUAAUGAAUUGGAAAGAGACUCUGACAUUUCCUCCAGAAGUCCCAAUAUCUGAUAAAGCAAAGGAUCUUAUUUUAAGAUUUUGCUGUGAAUGGGAGCACAGAAUUGGUGCAUCUGGUGUGGAGGAAAUAAAGAGUAACCCAUUCUUUGAAGGGGUUGAUUGGGAGCAUAUCAGAGAGAGACCUGCUGCAAUUUCAAUAGAAAUUAAAAGCAUUGAUGAUACCUCAAACUUUGAUGAAUUUCCAGAAUCUGAUAUCCUUAAACCAACAGUGGCAACAAGCAACCAUCCAGAGACUGACUACAAGAACAAAGACUGGGUUUUUAUCAAUUACACCUACAAGCGUUUUGAAGGUCUGACAGCCCGAGGAGCAAUACCAUCCUAUAUGAAAGCAGGAAAGUAAUAAAUCUUUACCUGGGACAACUUCUGAGCCGUGGAAUUCUGUUCCUGUACUUUGGGCUUAUACCCAUAAAAGAACUUUUUCUUUUUUUUUAAAGAAAACUUGAGGGCUAUCAACUCUUGGAGAAGACUUCAGGACCCUGAUUUGUUACACACCCUGUUUGUUACUAUGGAUUUUUUCUUUCUGCGCCAUUGAAAA
Haliaeetus leucocephalus (bald eagle) is the source of this 2992-nucleotide messenger RNA. It is a transcript of the gene STK38, whose product is annotated as serine/threonine kinase 38. NCBI's taxonomy places the organism in Eukaryota, Metazoa, Chordata, Aves, Accipitriformes, Accipitridae. The transcript is spliced from 13 exons. Gene Ontology annotation, molecular function: ATP binding; protein serine/threonine kinase activity. Bases 1400 to 2797 code for a protein of 465 amino acids. Gene Ontology annotation, biological process: peptidyl-serine phosphorylation; intracellular signal transduction. The record is from RefSeq and is a predicted model, not a curated record.